CAUAGAAACAGUUCACAUAAUAUUUCGUUAUUUGUCUUAUAUCGAGGAAUAAUUCAACAACCAUGGCUGAUCAAUUGACAGAAGAACAAAUUGCAGAGUUUAAAGAAGCUUUCAGUCUCUUCGACAACGAUGGUGACGGGACCAUUACCACAAAAGAACUUGGAUUGCUAUGAGAUCUCUCGGGAAAAAUCCUACAGAAGCAGAACUACAGGACAUGGUCAACGAAGUCGACGCUGAUGGUAAUGGCACGAUCGAUUUCCCAGACUUCCUGACUAUGAUGGCUCAAAAAAUUACGGAUACUGAUUCUGAGGAAGAAUUUCGAGAAGCAUUCAGAGUAUUUGAUAAGGAGGACAAUGGUUCUAUAAGUGCAGCUGAACUUCGUCACGUUAUGACAAAUCUUAGUGGAAAAUUAUCAGACGCAGAAAUUGAUGACAUAAUCAGUGAUGCUGACGUAGACGGCAGUGGACAAGUUAAAUAUGAGGAAUUUGUAAAAAUGAUGAAGAAUUCAAAUUGAGGAAAAAAAGCCACGAUGAGACAUUAAAACAAUAAAGAAAUUGAUAAACAGCAUGUGUUUGUCUUCAGCGAUUGUGAUUAUCCUUUCAACUCUCAUUCUCCUUCAGGUGGUAACUGGGUUUAAUUUAAACAAAAGAAAUGGAACUCUUUGAAUGUGCCAAAUUUAGGCGUUUACGCAUCUUACGUGUGUGUUUGUAGUUAAAUGAUUCAAUUGAGCUGCGAAAUAUUUGUAAGUUUUGAAUUAAAGACAAAAUAUAAAUUCCAAAGACAGUAACAUAUUUAUCUUCUUAAAACAUCGAUUUACAUC
Mytilus trossulus (common blue mussel) is the source of this 820-nucleotide messenger RNA. Its product is annotated as calmodulin-like. The coding region runs from base 170 to 514 and encodes 114 amino acids. The record is from RefSeq and is a predicted model, not a curated record. Gene Ontology annotation, molecular function: calcium ion binding; enzyme regulator activity. The transcript is spliced from 5 exons. Lineage: Eukaryota; Metazoa; Mollusca; Bivalvia; Mytilida; Mytilidae.